Cladocopium goreaui is the source of this 5280-nucleotide messenger RNA. Lineage: Eukaryota; Dinophyceae; Suessiales; Symbiodiniaceae. The record is from the annotation of a GenBank genome assembly.
AUGGGAGCCAUGCUCGGUAGCCUCUGCAUGGGGGCGUACGGCCUUGUCCUGGCUGUGAACAUGCUCUGGGCUGCCGGCCUCAUGAAACUGCUCAGUGUCUUCCCCAUGGAAAGGAGGAGGUACGAAGGCAUUUGCCUCACAUUGACGCAGGUCUGUUGGACCAUUGCCUUGUUCUUUGCUCCAUGGAUCGGUACGGAGUACGAUGCGGCAACUGCUUCUGAGUGGAAAGCCAUGCUCAAAAAGAUGGAGGAAGUCGAUGCAAAAGUUGCAGCUGGAGAGGAUACACAUCGUCCCAUGAUGAUCCUAGGGAACCAUGCGUCCUUUCUGGAUGUGAUCCUAGCGGUAGUUGCGAUGCCGAACGCAGUCCUGAGGAGAUGUCGGACCUACAUGGAUUCUCAUCUCUUCAAUCUCCCCGUUCUGGCCACGAUUUGUCGUGCCGUGGGGCACUUUCCUGUCUACUUCACCAGUGCCAAAAAUGGCGUCUUUGCAGUGGACAAGGAAAGGAAUGAGAAAGUUGACCAGAAAGUCGACCAGUUCCUCAAAGAGGGUGGCUGGCUUUGCUUCUACCCAGAAGGUCAACGGAACAAGGCUCCCGAUGAGCUUCUGCCCUUCCGCUAUGGUGGCAUGAAGAAAGCCCUUGAGUUCGACGCGCGCUUGAUGUCGCUGAUGGUCCAUGGGGUGCAGGCCGUCUGGCCGCAUAAGGCGCAGAUGGGCGGCUAUCCAGGCACGGUGCGAAUCAGCAGCAAGCAGCUGGCGCCGGACGGCGUUAAGGCUCUGCUGAAAGAGCUCAGGGCAUCAAACGAUUGUCCACAGGAGGAAAAGGAUGCAGAGGUGGCUCAGGGCUUGUUCAAGCGACGCUGGGUGCACCCAGGCAUCCGCGCGGUCGCUGAAGAAUCCGCGCUAUCCAGUGCUCGUUUCAUCAAGGCUUUGGCAAACCUUGACACUAAUCUUCCUGGGCCUGUCGCUGAGCGCCAGGAGCUCUUGCUGACACCAAAGGCUAAGGUUGAGAAACCCCAGCGCUCAAGGAGCCCUCGCAGAGACGAACGUCCUCCUAUUCAACGUUCUGCAACUACAUACAGAACAUCUUCGCCCAGAGAGGACAAGGAAGGAGAUAGGCAUCGAGGUCGUGAAAGAGAGCCUGAACAUCGCGAACCGUCAGAAGGCAGUUACAGCGAGGAGAGCGGCGAGGAGGAAGAGCCCAGGGAAGAAGAGCCUGUGGUCAAGAGGGCAGAAGAGGCCCGUACAGAGCGGAGACGUUCAGAGAAACCGCCUGAGCCACCGUAUCCACCGAGGGCACGGGUUCGAGCGACGAGCCUGAGGGAAGACCGCUGGCCUUGUGGCCUUGCGGUAACAAUGCCGACAGGCGUUGGUUCCCCAGAAGAAGUAGAGGAAUCUCCCCCUGGGAGAGAAGGAGAGAUGUUUGGUGCACCAGCCUCUCCAGAGGAAAUCAUGGCGAGUCUUCGAGAAAGGCCCGCGCCUACGGCACCCGUGGAGUACAACGUAGAGGAGGCCGCUUUUUGGCAGAGCCGUCACGUGCCCCCUGGUUCCGUGAUAGAGUUUUCGAGCCCAACAUCUGGUGCGGCCGUCCCGCCGGUGGUCGCUGUGUUGGUGUUCGAGUCAAACUCGCUGGAAACAGGAAUGUGGCUGAAGGUGAAGGUUAUGGGUUCGAGCGAUCGCGACGAAAAGAAGGAGGCCGAAAGGUAUUUCAAGAACUUUCGCAGGGAGAUACACAUUUGCAACCUUGCUUCGGGAGAUUGCCCACUCAUCGACACCGAUGCAAUGCACCUGAAACAAUUCAAAUGGUACCCACCAGGGGACUACGAUGCAGCCUGGCUUACCCAUCAAGCCAGGAAGGCUAUUGCCGAGGGAAAGAAGAUGGAGAUGGAGGCCGCCGCAAAGGAGGGACGCCGCCGUCUUUCACCACCGCGCGACGGUCCCGGUCAUGGGGAGUCGCUGGUGGAGAAGCGAUUGGGAGCCUUAAGAAGUCCGCGGCCGGGGAGAGUUACCUUCGCCGCCGAUGCGGCGCCUCCCAAUACAAGGCGACCGGACGUUGCCCUGCCGAGCCCCCGGGAUGGACGUGGUGGCCUUGCCCCAGUCUUAAGCUCACGGGCGCUGGCAGUUCGAAGUCAGGUCAAGGAAGAGGCGGAGGUGAUCAGCGAUGGGUCAGACAAAGACGGCAGCAAGAGGAGGAAGAAGAAAAGGAAGUCCAAAGACAUGGCAGCGGUUCUGCUGAAAGCAGCAUCAUCGAGGACCUCGACAGCAGGCAACAAAGAAAAGAAGAGGAGGAGCAAGUCGAGGUCGAGAUCCAAGAAGAGAAAGAAGAAGCGGCAUCAGAAGUCUUCGGAUUCGGGCAGCAGGAGCCGUUCGAGCAGCAGGUCUUCGACGAGCGACGAGAGCCUCAUGGCCCCUUUGAAAAGGAGGUCAUUGAAGGAGCCGGGGUCGGUCUUCAGGAUGCUGGAGGACAGCGCCAUAGAGCGGUUGUCCGCCGAUGGCAUCAUGGACGAGGAUCACCUGACCGCAGGACAGCCAGGCCAAAGACCGAAACUGCUGACUUAUUUUCAGCUGGUCCUGAAGCCCAACCUGGAUGCCCGCGGGAGAGAUUGCCGGGAGCUGGCAGUGCUUGCUCGAGCUCUCGACUUACUCCGCGACGGGCGUCUGGGGGAACUGGCAGACGUCCUGGCAGGUCGCAUGAUGGCCAUCGACGCAUCGACAAAACAGGGGUGGCAGACAGCCCGACAUCUGGAGGUGUACAACGACGAGCAGGACAAUGUCGCGCCACCUCACGUUCUCCUCUCCGCGCAAAAGCAUGCGCGCUUGGUCGAAAAGGCCGGAGGAAAAGGAUCAUGGCCAAGGACACAGACCUGGGGCUCCUACGAUUGGAGCUACGAUCAACGGCCCAAAGGUUUGGCAACACCUGCAUCAACCAUCCUGACCUCCGCUUUUGUACCCGUUGAGGGUCAGGAGGAGAGUUUACUCCCCAGUGCGCCGGGCCGUCCCGCGCAGGGGGGUGAUGGCAAUACAUUGACUUCAUCAACAGCCUCCUUGGCCCCCGCUUUUAUGCCUUUUGAGGGCCAGUCAUUUUUGAAUUCAGAGUCUACAGCUGGCGGUGAAGCCUGUUUUUCUGCUGUGGACGACGCAGGCCUUGGUCGUGCGCCCCGUUCUUACAUGGAACUUUUGGGGGCGCUGACCACGAGCUGCUCCUUGGCUGAAUUGGGCAUGAGACUGGCAUGGGGGUAUAGCAAAAAUUUGGUCACGCUGGGAAAUUCCCGUGCUGGACCCACACGGGCCACCGUUCGCGAGAAGGGUGGCCUGUUCCCCCUGCCAGUCUUGAUCCCAAGUGGUCUGGAAUGGGACGCUGCUGGUUUAAAGUGCAGCGAGCGCUCCGGGCUAUCAGUCCAGUGCUGGACAGCGGUUGCAUGCGAAGCUAUCAAUGCUUUGUACGGCCUCCCCAAUGUGGGUAAGACUAGAGUGCCGACCAAAAUCCAUAGAGCUGUUUUGGCGGGUCUGGAAGAUAAGGUUCGUAGGUUUUUGCAUGGAGAGUCUGUUCCUGAUUUCAACUUUUUUGAUGCUGUCAAGGAUCUUAAAGAGAAGCGGCUUUCUUAUACUGGGGAAGAAAUUCAACCACCUCAUCCAUUGUCAGCUGCACAGAUCAUCAAAGGAUUGCCCCCUGUGGGCCACGGUGGAGCUAUACCAGUAACGCCUUUUCUCAAGGGUCGCACACGAUUUCUCAUGGAACAUCCUGAAGAAAGUUUGUUGCCUGAAUGCGACAGAGGAACUGCCCCUGUAGCGAGUGCUGACAGUCCCCAACGUGCUUGGUGGCAAGUGUACUUGGACAAUUUCAUGUCGGGGGAAGUUGAUCGUGGCGGGGAGCCUGGGAUAAGUAUUCAACUGCAGGAUGCUGCGAUGAGGGCUUGGAGCACCUCUGGGGUUCUUACAGCUGAAGAUAAGCAAGUGUUGGGCAGUAGAGAAGCAACAGAGUUAGGGGUUCGGUUUUCUGACCUGACCUCACAUUAUGAUGGAGAAGUGACUUGCUCGGAUGCAUCUGAGACUGGAGGAGCCUUUUUUUCUCCAUUUUGCAAAGUCAAAUUUUGCGUGGAAAAUGUAGCUUCUAUGGACGAAUCAGCUAGAAAGGCCAUCUCAGAUGAGCUGGAGGUCUGCCCAAUCAAACUUGACCCGAGCGACAUUUUGCCCUUCAGUCGACCUAGGUUUGCUUGGACUUCUGAACCAUUGUAUGAAAUGCAGGGAAUACGCCUUGUCAAGGAAAAGGGGUACAUACGAGCAUACAUGGAAGGUGACACAGUAGCCAAUUCUCAAUGGAUUCGACCCGGUUGGUCUUGGACAGCUCCUCCAGGGACUUGCUUCCCAACUUUCAUGAAAGCUAUACGGCGACGACGACCACCACCACAGCCUGCUGGUUUAUCUCGAACAGACGAAGCUACUCGUAACAGAUGGCAACAACAUGAAUUCAGAUACCCUCCUUAUCAGUACAGAGAAUGUUUUCUUCUUUCUUCACCUGGACACCCACCUAGAGUACUGGACUCCAGUGAACGGGAACUUUUGCUGGGGUUUGGCCCGGGUCAUACAGCCACUUGCAUGAGUGCAUCAGAGAUGAAGCGGAGUCUCACAGAUUAUGAGGACAUCCGCUGUUCUCUCAACGGCGAUAGCUUUUCAAUACUUUCUUUUGCGGUUAUUGCCAGCAGUUUUUCAGCGGAGUUCGUACCCAGGUUGAGCCCGAACAAGAUAGUAAAGCGAUUGGGAUUAGCACCAGGGGCUUCCAUUCAUCCGUGCACUGAGGUACCAAUGAGCCGUUGGCUCUCUUAUGGAGGAGAUCCAGAACUUCAACAUCCACUGGAAGAAUUGGUCAGGCAUCUUGGCUUGACCAUUAACCAUACUGGGGCCGAUGUUCGCAUCUGCACCGGGGAAGUCCUUACUCACAAAGCACAGUCACAUGCUUCGGCUCGAGCAUGGUGGUGGCAGUGGAAGCACCUGUUCAAAAUCAAGUGGCUUUUCAAAUCGCAUAUAAAUUACCUUGAGAUGAAAAUGAUUCUUCAUACCUUACUGUGGAAGUCUCGAUCCAUUUCCAAAAUCAAUUGUCGCUGGUUGCAUUUAGAAGACAGUAUGGUUUGCUUGUAUAUUCUAUCCAAAGGCAGAACUUCAAGCCACCUUCUUCAACCACUAUGUAAUCAGAUCGGGGCGGUUCAAUUGGCGAUGGGAUCAGUGUUGUUACAUUCACAUGUUUCCUCCUCCGAGAAUCCCACGGAUGCUGCAAGUCGUGAUUAG